CGCCGAGCCAGCCCUAGCCCCAGGCGGAGCCCGGGCCGCCGGGCAGCGGGAGCCCGCGCGCGGCUCGCCCCGGCAUGGAGAAGCGCGCGGCCGCGGGGCCGGAGGGGGCGCCGGGCGCCAGGGCGCCGCUCGCAGUCGUCUGCCUGGUGAAUCUCUUUUUUACUGGGAGGCUCAGCAGCGCAGUCCCUGCCUUAGCCGCCUGCAGUGGGAAGCUGGAACAGCACACUGAACGGCGAGGGGUCAUCUACAGCCCAGCCUGGCCCCUCAACUACCCACCGGGCACCAACUGCAGCUGGUACAUUCAGGGUGACCGUGGUGACAUGAUCACCAUCAGUUUCCGCAACUUUGAUGUGGAGGAAUCUCACCAAUGCUCCCUGGACUGGCUGCUGCUGGGCCCGGCAGCUCCACCUCGCCAGGAGGCAUUUCGCCUCUGUGGCUCAGCCAUCCCGCCCGCCUUCAUCUCUGCCCGUGACCAUGUCUGGAUCUUCUUCCACUCAGACGCCUCCAGCUCCGGCCAGGCCCAGGGCUUCCGCCUCUCCUAUAUCCGAGGGAAACUGGGCCAGACAUCCUGCCAGACAGACGAGUUCCGCUGUGACAAUGGCAAGUGCCUGCCUGGGCCUUGGCAGUGCAACAUGGUGGAUGAGUGUGGAGAUGGCUCGGACGAGGGUAACUGCUCGGCGCCUGCCUCAGAGCCACCAGGCAGCUUGUGCCCCGGGGGGACCUUCCCGUGCAGCGGAGCCCGCUCCACACGCUGCCUUCCGGUGGAGAGGCGCUGUGACGGCACACAGGACUGUGGCGAUGGCUCCGAUGAGGCUGGCUGCCCCGACCUAGCAUGUGGCCGGCGGCUGGGCAGCUUCUAUGGUUCCUUCGCCUCCCCAGACCUGUUUGGUGCUGCCCGUGGGCCUUCGGACCUUCACUGCACGUGGCUGGUGGACACCCAGGACCCUCGGCGCGUGCUGCUGCAGCUGGAGCUACGGCUAGGCUACGAUGACUACGUCCAAGUGUAUGAAGGCCUGGGCGAGCGUGGCGACCGUCUGCUGCAAACGUUGUCCUACCGCAGCAACCACCGGCCCGUGAGCCUCGAGGCGGCACAGGGCCGCCUCACGGUGGCCUACCAUGCUCGUGCCCGCAGUGCUGGUCAUGGCUUUAAUGCCACAUACCAGGUGAAGGGCUACUGCCUUCCGUGGGAGCAGCCGUGUGGGGGCAGCAGUGAGGGAGAUGACAGCAGCUCCGGGGAGCAGGGCUGCUUCUCAGAGCCACAGCGCUGCGAUGGCUGGUGGCACUGUGCCAGUGGCCGGGAUGAACAGGGCUGCCCGGCAUGCCCUCCGGACCAGUAUCCCUGCGAGGGUGGCAGCGGCCUGUGCUAUGCCCCCGCCGAUCGUUGCAACAACCAGAAAAGCUGCCCCGAUGGCGCCGAUGAGAAGAACUGCUUUUCCUGCCAGCCGGGCACCUUCCACUGUGGUACCAACCUGUGUAUCUUUGAGACGUGGCGCUGUGAUGGCCAGGAGGACUGCCAAGAUGGCAGCGAUGAGCAUGGCUGCCUGGCCGCUGUGCCCCGCAAGGUCAUCACCGCUGCUCUCAUUGGCAGCCUGGUGUGUGGACUGCUGCUUGUCAUCGCCCUAGGCUGUGCCUUCAAACUCUACUCCCUGCGCACGCAGGAGUACAGGGCCUUUGAGACCCAAAUGACCCGGUUAGAGGCAGAGUUUGUGCGGCGGGAGGCCCCCCCAUCCUACGGCCAGCUCAUCGCUCAGGGCCUCAUCCCACCCGUCGAGGAUUUUCCUGUCUACAGUGCAUCCCAGGCUUCAGUGCUACAGAACCUUCGCACAGCCAUGCGUCGACAGAUGCGCCGGCAUGCCUCCCGCAGGGGGCCAUCCCGCCGCAGGCUCGGCCGCCUCUGGAACAGGCUCUUCCACCGCCCACGGGCACCUCGAGGCCAGAUCCCACUGCUGACGGCUGCACGGACCUCACAGACCGUGCUGGGUGAUGGGCUCCUCCAGGCGGCACCAGGGACUGCCCCAGAUCCCCCAGCGCCCCAUACAGACACAGGCAGCCCCAGGGAAGCUGGAGGUGGGCCUCCCAGUGGCCCUGGCCAUGUACCAGAAGUGGGGCCUUCAGUGCCACCCCCACCCUUGAACCCGCGAGACCCAGAGUACAGGCCAGAGGACAAGGAGAGAAAAGCCUGUGAGGACCCUCCGGAAGACAGCCCAGCCCCUGUGGACACGCCUCCAGAGCCCUGCUUGGCCCAAGACCCCUACCCCCAGAAUCCCACUGCCAGCAGCACCCAAGAUCCCCACUCGCCAGAGUCAUCGGGGGUCUGCAGGAGCCCCCUGCCAACCUGCUCCCCAAUAUUGGAGGCUAGUGACGACGAGGCCCUGCUGGUCUGCUGACCCAUUGGACAUGCUGGUGACUGCCACAGCCCCGCUUUGUAACCAGGGAAUACACAGUCAUUUCUACCCUGCCUCUGCAUUUCUUCUUACAAACAGAGACCCACCUAGCAGCCCUGGUGGAAGGCCUGGGCGCCCAGCCAGUGGGCUACCUCUGCAAGCCUAUGGCCCUGAUGGGUAUCGCUGGCAGGGGCUUAGGGGCCCAUUAGUUGGCCUGGGAAGGAGGGUGGAGUGGUAAGACCACCUUGGAGGUGGGCAAGAGCACAGCCCCUUGGAGUUGCACGUCAGAUUGUUCCCUGCAACUCUAACCUGGGGAUUCAUUUCCAGAAAAGCAGGGGAGCCAGAGCCAGGCUUUCUGCAAUGUUUUCUGUGGCUUCUCAGUUCAUUCAGCCGGCAGUGGCACCGGCUGCCCAUCCCAGAACUCUGCCGGGAGCUGUAGUUGAGGCCUGAGGAGGUCAUGGGGGGUGUUGGACCUCAUUCAUGGUGAGUGCUCUAUCCACCCUUCCCCACAGGGCCCUUGGGGGAGACGGGCUAGUGGCUUCUGCCCCAUCCUCAUGCCUGUGGUGGCAGCAUAGGCCUGGCUAGGCCGGGGCACUCUGCCCACUGGCUGCUGGGUCAGUCCCUAUGCAUAAUGGUGAGGCUGGAAAUAUGGGCGAGGACGACCACGAGAGAAGCCAUUCUGUGCUUUCUCAGGAUACGAAGUCAAAGCACUGAGCGACAAUGAUAACGUCCAUCCCGUCCUGCCUCAGAGCCUCAGUUUCCCCACCUGAAGCCAGGGCGAUGCUGUGCUAUCAGAAGUGGCACCCAUUCGCUCUGGUGAUUUAUGGGAAAAGGGCAGUCACAGCUGGGGACAUCUGGGUUCUCCUGGAGGGUCAUAGAUGGAGUCCUAUGGGCCCCAUGGAGUCAGCCUCAGGUUCCAACAGCAAAACCCAUCAGAAACCCUCCUCCAUAGCACCAUCCCAGCUAGCAACUGAUACGCCAUGCCGAGUCCCCAUGGACUCCCCUCGCACACAGCAACAACCAGCCCUGUUUAUUUCCAGGCUUUUCAGGAGAAGCUAGCAGGGCAGUGCUAAGGCAGGAAGCCUGACCCCAGUGGCCGGUCCCUUACAGUAGGCCUCUAAGGGUCGGUUCUCUUUUUUUUUUCCAGAAUUUUUUUUUGAAAAUAAAACAAAACACAAAACCCUCCUUAAUAAACAACAUGUAAACAGAA
Messenger RNA from Alexandromys fortis (reed vole), 3594 nucleotides. It is a transcript of the gene Lrp3, whose product is annotated as LDL receptor related protein 3. Gene Ontology annotation, molecular function: protein binding. Gene Ontology annotation, cellular component: plasma membrane. The transcript is spliced from 7 exons. The record is from RefSeq and is a predicted model, not a curated record. Lineage: Eukaryota; Metazoa; Chordata; Mammalia; Rodentia; Cricetidae. The coding region runs from base 75 to 2387 and encodes 770 amino acids.